Messenger RNA from Lithohypha guttulata, 1875 nucleotides. RefSeq lists its product as uncharacterized. The transcript has 4 exons. The coding region runs from base 1 to 1875 and encodes 624 amino acids. The record is from RefSeq and is a predicted model, not a curated record. Lineage: Eukaryota; Fungi; Ascomycota; Eurotiomycetes; Chaetothyriales; Trichomeriaceae.
AUGACGACGUACAACAUUCAUUUCAUCAACAAAUAUUCACAGGCGGGCAGCAACCAAGAUUAUGCCAUCUUCAGUGACCUGCCGAAGCUGUCUCAUAACCCUUCCAGCUCACCAUUAUACAGCAACGUCUUUCGUGCUACAUCAUUGACAAGAGGUGAAAGCUGGAAUAUCGGCAUCUCCAAUAGGCACUACGCCUGGUGCGGCACAGUCGAUCGAAAGCUCUCUGCCUUCGCUAAAGUCGUAGUGGAUUCUGGCAAGCUUGCAGUUCUCGGUACUCAAGCAGCACCUGGAUCUCUGAUCGAGGUAGUCAACAAGAACGGACGCCCCUCAUUCACCUCCAAGUCGGCUCUCACAAGCAAGUCAGACUCUUUUGCUCUACAGACAGAUCCCGAUGUAAGCCUCAAGUCGGAGAGUGUGGUUGGUGUCGCCACCGUCGAUGAUGAGGGUAAUCUACGACCACUUGCUACGAUGAAUGCGCCAUUCAAUGCAACCAUUGAUAUUACACCAAGCGGCACGUUCUACAUUGCUGCCAAGUCAGCCAGCGCCGGUACUGUGAUUGAUCCCACUACCGAGUCACACAAUGCUGCAACCAUCAACUUCGCGGCUUACCAAGGAAGUUAUGGUGCUAUCGUGACACACGAGGCUAACGGCGAUUUUGCGGUCGAGUAUGUCACACAACAAGCUUACAACAGUGCCAUCUCCAUGGCACAGGCCAGUGGUCUCGAUACAGAGACAGUGCCCCGUGUGACAGAGGAUGUUCGUGAUAGUGAAAUUGCAAAGCUGAGACAGCAGAUCCAACAAAUGCAGCUUCUCCUAGACACCCAAUCCCGCCAAGAACAACAUGAUCCUGCGACUGAAACUGCCGCCGCUCAGCCCUCGAUGCAGUUCCCAACGAUAGAAGAUACGCCUGCCAAGACAGUCACAUCCAUCGCCAAUGCUCCUAAAUCCGCCGUUGCCGCUACUCGUCCUACCACCGAUGUCGUCGCAGAUCCCUAUCCUUGCAAGCAGCCUACCACCUGGUACAAGGUCACCAUGCCAUUCCGCAACAGCCCUGGUCAAUCUCGUCGACGCGAGAUCCGUGAUCGCCUGAUUAGCCUCAUGCAAGCCAUCGGCUACAACUACGAAGGUGCAACCAUCGACAACGCCAUGAUCGCUCUAUUCAGCCAUAAUGCUGGUACCUACGGCAACUGGCACUCUGUCCUCAAAGCCAACGAGGACUGGAACGAAGCAUACAACAGCCUCUCAAGAAGCCUACGAGGAUUCGUCGGUACCGCCGAAGAACUGACCGUCGAGCGUGUCCAGGAGUCAAAAGGCCUAUGGAGAGCUCGUGGUGAAACAGAGAGCCGGGCGAAAGACACCACAGAACCAACCGACAGAAUCGCCGGCACUGUCGCCAGCCUCGGAAACACUUCAAGCAACAGUGCACGACCGUCGGCCCCCAACAGCAGCACAUCAUCCAAGCCUCUCACAAACGUCGUCCACCACGACCGCACCCACAGCAAGACAACAGCUAAACCCGUCACGAACGGCGUCAACGGCAUGCACCGCGACCACUCCCGCGCCAGCAGCAGAUCCGCCUCCCCAGUCUGGACCAACGGCAUCAGCACCACGACAAACGGUGUCCAAAGCCACAGUCACGGCCGAACAUCCUCCAAGACUACCUCGAAGCCACCGACCAACGGUGUACAUAUCGCACCCAAUGGAGCUAUUGCAAACGGAAUCAACGGCACAACACUCAACACCACGACGAAGAAGUACGACUACCCGCGAGCAGAGGAGACGGCGAUCGAGGCCGCGAAGCGACGUGCUAGAGCUGUGCUGGAGGCGGAGGGGUUAAUCGAGCUUGCGAGUGGGUGGAAGGUAUCCGGUCGAUAG